Molecule: messenger RNA, 1173 nt
Organism: Adineta ricciae
Lineage: Eukaryota; Metazoa; Rotifera; Eurotatoria; Adinetida; Adinetidae
Source: the annotation of a GenBank genome assembly
AUGACGACGACAGAAGAAUUAAUUGUAUAUUCGAAUAGUCGAAACGGACUGGGAAUCCGCAUCUUAGGUGCUAAACGAGCAGCCCACAAAUCAGGUAUAUUCAUUCGAGAAUUACUUGAAAAUGGUUUAGCCCAAAAAGACGGACGAUUAAAGAUCGGUGAUCAAAUUCUUUCGAUCAAUGACGAAUCGGCAAUUGGCAUCAGUCGUGAACACGCCGUUAAUCUCCUUCGUUCUGCUGCCGCAACAAAUCAAGUUCGUUUUCGUGUUAACCAUUUCCAUCCCCCAACAUCCUCAAGUGAAUAUCAAAAAUUGCUGUACGAUGAUAAAUCAACGGAUGACGACGAUGACAAUCAUCGUUCUCAAAACAUUAAUCACAAUCGAAAUAAUAACAAUAACCUUAACGAUAGUACCACGACGAAUGAAGUACGAGAAAAGAAAUUCUCUCGGCGACAUCAUCGACAGCAACAGAGUACUUACAAUGUCGCGUAUGAAAAUAGCAAACGUGAACAACAAGAUGAAAUGAAACAAUUGGAUAUUUCAUCUGAUGCUCUACAAGCCUUGUUAAAUUCCAGAUUUAAAUUAAUAGAUCUAGUUGAUCUAUUGAAAAAAUUCCAUCCGAAAUGCUUUCUCAACGAUCAAAAACAAGAAUUGCAAUUUGUUGAACAGUUAUCCGAAGUAAAUAGUGAUGGUCGAAUGACAUUAAAAGAUUUUGAACGUCAAUCAAGUGUUCUUCUUGGUGAACGUGUUAAUCUUCUUGUUCCAUUUUUCUCUUCUUCAACUCAUUCAUCUGAUCGGAAUGAAACUGAACUUAUUCUCGAACUUCGACGUCAAAUCGCUUCAUGUCGCGUAACAAUCGAUGAACUUCAAACAAAAAUCUCUACAUGUGAGAAAUCUCAACGUUUAUCCAACGAAGUCGAACUCGAAUAUGAAGACCUACUCAAAUAUUUGUACGAACAACUUCAUCAGUUUAAAAUCAAUGAACUAAAUUAUCUGAAACACAUCCGAUCGAAUGAUCAAUUGAUUCAAAAGUUAUUUAACUAUUUAUCAAUCUAUGUUAAUCAGCCUCAUGACGAGCAUGUGCUCACUCAAUUGAAAUAUGAAUAUGAUCAACAACAGAAAUAUUACAAUGCAUCAUCAGGAAUGAAUAAUAAUAAGUUUAAUGAACGUUUUUAA